GAACUUCACACGCAUCUUUGAUUAAAAAUAAAAAAGAAACAUAUGAUUUGUAUACAUUUAAAAACAACACCCUACUUUGCAUCAAAUAAACAUUUAAGUACCGUGUGUAAUUUAUCUGUGAUCUAAAUUAUAAAGGUUAUAAACUUUUUUCUUAUGUUUAAAAUUAUUCGGCCUGCAUUAUUGUGAUGUUGUAAUAAUACCGGUCUCUGGAUCUUGUUAAUUACAAACAGGUUAAAUAUGAUAACUGGUACACAGUGGCUUAUAAUAUUUGGAAUUACUUCAUUAUUGAUAUCCGAAUCCAACAGUCAACAAAAGGAUAGGCGGCCGCCAAGAGAGAAAAAACCGCAGUCGGUGCAGGACCUCCUCAAUACGACUUCGUGUAUACCACCGCCUUACCGAUGUCCGCAUCCGAAGAUGCAGUUUUAUUUAUACACAAGGACUACGCAAGAGAAAGGUGAGCUCCUCAACACACUGGACAGCGAUUCCCUGACCUACUCCAAAUUCAACCCGAUUCAUCCGACGAAGAUCGUAGUGCACGGAUUUGGUGGGGGAAGAAAUCUUUCUCCUAGCACAGAUAUGAGAAAUGCAUAUUUCAAGAAAGGGAAUUAUAACAUUAUCAUUGUGGAUUAUGGUAGCCUGGUUAAGGAACCUUGUCUCAGUCAGAUCGAAUGGGCUCCUCGUUUCGCAGGCUUGUGUAUAGCUCAGUUGGUGGAUUACCUGCGCCGUCACCCGAUCAAGCCCGUGGCACCGGAGUACCUCCACACCAUCGGGUACAGUGUGGGCGCACACAUACUCGGCCUCGUCGCAAACAAUAUCAGGGACGCAAAAUUAGGGAGAAUCACGGGUCUCGAUCCUACGAUUCUAUUCUAUAUGGGCAACAAUCGAUCUCGGGACCUGGACUACACUGAUGCGCUGUUCGUGGACGUCCUCCACACGGGUGCGGGCAUACUGGGCCAGUGGGGACCCAACGGCCACGCCGACUUCUACGUCAACGGGGGCUCCAGCCAACCGGGAUGCGCGCAUGAUACCAUAUUUCAAACUCUAUCGUGUGACCAUACAAAGGUGACCCCAUACUUUAUAGAGUCGAUCAAUAGCAGAGAAGGUUUCUGGGCAGGACCCUGUCCAAGCCUAUUCUCUUACUUAAUAGGCUGGUGCGAACCCAAGGACUCCGAAUAUGUUCAGAUGGGAGAGCAUGUCACUCGCAAGGCAAGAGGCGUGUAUUACGUAACGACAAACGCAAAGCCACCAUACGCGAGAGGGUUUCCCGGCAAAUCUAGACGGUUGCGUUCAAUAUCACCCUAUAGUUGAUUGAUUGAUGUCUGAGGUUUAGAACUCACGGCGCAAUUUUCUCCCGCAAAUCACGUGGAUUGUCAAUUGUAGGUAAAUCAUAAAAGCAAAGCUCACGGCGCGAUUUGCGCCCGCAGAGCGCGCGAGAAGCGAUCACCCGCAGACGUGGCGGGGCUGACCCGCACAAUGCAAUUUUUAUACGGGUGACCAAAAGGCGCGUUCAGUACCCUUAGGAAGGAAACUUGACCAGCAGCGCCACAAUGGACGCAACGAGAACUAAAAAUCAGUACACAUUUGACAAUGACAUUUCGCACUCGCAAACGAUUCGAAUUCGAUAUUGGUUCAUGCUAAGGGUACUGAAUCCAAUGUCUGCAGGAUCUUAGUCGCGGCGGCUGCGGUCUCGUGAGAUUUGAAAUAAAACAGCUUUGCUGCUGCCACGGCGGGCGCGGCAUAAAAUCGCGUCGUGAGUUCCAAGCCUUAAUGAUUGUUAUAAGUAGUGUAUUAUUUAAUUACGAAAUUUCUUAAGCCUCCGAAUUAAAUUAUCAAUCCUAAAAAACUUUGAUAUACGCUGUUAGGUCUCAAAACCGUCGCAGCUUUACCGUGUCAACGUGCCAGUCGAGAAGUUAUACAAAAGAGAAGUUUCUGAGCGAUGAGCAUCUUCAAUCUCAGAAUAAUAAUUAUUAUUAUUCUGAAAUUUUAAAUGUUUGUGGGGGUUAAGCUAUUCUUAUCUUAAUUUUAGGUAUUAUAUUGAGACAGAAACUUGUUCCAAUUUUUGAUGAAAGUUAUUAUAGUGAAGUUUUGGUAAAUACUUUUGAAAGGAAGUUUGUUACCCUUAAAAUAGUGGAAAAAGUAAACAUUUAUUGUUACCACAUAUAUAUCUAUAUAUACUAUAACACUAUCAUAUAUAUAUAUAUAUAUUUCUGUUGAAGAGAUUUCUCUAACAUUAGUUACCAUUAUUAAAAUGUGAGUUAGUAAUAAGCUUUAUUAACAUUAAUUGGAAGGUGAUUUAUUUUAAUUUAUUAUAAUUUAUGAAAAUGUGUGAUAUUCAUUUGUAAAUUAGCAUAGUCAAUACUUUUACUGCCAAGUAGUUUUUUUAUUGUAACGUGUAGAUAGGUAACUGGUAGAAAUUGCUUUAAACUAAAAGUUAUUGUUUUACAUCUAACAGAACGUUUUUACAACGAUCAAAUUUGAUAUAGAUAAUAUAAGCUACUGCGUACUAUUAUCAGGUAUACGUAUUACGUUGUGUUAAAUGUUAGGUAAGGUACCUACCACUUAAUAAAAUAAUAAUUUAAACCGAA
Messenger RNA from Chilo suppressalis (striped riceborer), 2585 nucleotides. The record is from the annotation of a GenBank genome assembly. NCBI's taxonomy places the organism in Eukaryota, Metazoa, Arthropoda, Insecta, Lepidoptera, Crambidae.